Messenger RNA from Lolium perenne, 1365 nucleotides. The record is from RefSeq and is a predicted model, not a curated record. Lineage: Eukaryota; Viridiplantae; Streptophyta; Magnoliopsida; Poales; Poaceae.
AUGAACUACCGAAGAAGCUACAACCGGAAGCGUGAUCAACGAACUCAGCCAAAGCGCCUACGAGACUCGGAGAAGAGCUGGAGUCUACAGUGUCGGGCCGGAGCUCACUCGAGAGCGAGCCAUUUUCACGCGCGCCUCAACAAAACUCAUCCGAUGCAGAAACGCCACAGGAGGCCGACCACCACCGGGGGCCAACCUUCGUUGCUCACAAACCGCACAGCAGCGCCAAGGAAGCUCGACAAGGGAAGGGGACGAAGCAAGCUUUGCCGAGGAUCGCUAGACGAAGAGCCAACACCAAGAGGCACCGCACCUCCGCCGCACAACCAACGGAGAGCCAUACGCCAUGAACUCCAAGGCGGUAUCUUCAAGAAGAGUACGGCGCCAAAGCGUCGCUACCGCCCGAUCCAGAGAUCGUGGGUUUUCACCCGGAGGUCGUGGCUGAACCGAGCGCUGCCACACCGACGCCUUCAACAAGGGAACGACGUCCACGGACGUCGCCGUCGUGGCCCAAACGGGCAAGGGUUUCCCCCGGCAAUAGCACUCUGCCCAUCCACCCAGGGAAGCGGUCACCGCUGUAGCAACAUCUGCCCCGCUGUCACAGCAUGUGGCUCGCCGGAACCACGCCGUCGACACGGCCGAGGCUCCCAACCAGCACCCGAGUCUCUGGUUCGCCCGCCAACUAGCAGAACUCCCACCGUCCGGGGCCGCCGCCCCGGCAUCCCACCUCUGCAAACUGACAACCUAAGAGAGAGCAAAGGACAACGUCGAGAAGCCACUGCCCGCCAACCAAGGCGUAGGCUGGCCACCACAACCAGCACCACCGAAGCAAGACAUGAGGAGUCCAAACCGAACCUGCGAAAGCGGCCACCUUCAGCCCCCGCGGCUGUCGGCGCCAGCAGAUCUGAGACGGAGACAGCUCGAAGGGGAUCAGGACCCUGCCUUGGUCCGCACACGCAGAGGCCCAAGGAGCCGCCACCACCGCACCAGGCGGCCUCCACAUCGAGCCCGCACAAGCGCUGCGUCGCCGCCUGCCUUGCAUCUCGCCGCGCCGGUCACCAACCGCGCCGCCGUCGCCUCCACCAGACCGACAGGGCAGAGGCCGCGCCGCCGCCGCCGAGGUCGCUCCGGGGAGGGACCACCGCCGCGAUCACGCAAAGGGACGGAUGGUAUAGCGUGUCUCUGUUGGUUAUAGUUUUGUUGCAGCUAAACCCCCCAUAUAUCCUGGAUAUGGAGCUCGGCCUUGCAGUGGAGGUUCGUGAUGAGGAUGGGUCCAACAAAAUGGCUAGAGGAAGGUUGACCAACGUUGGCCACUUCCACGAGGAGGUGCUUGACGCCCCAGAGCACUUCAUCAAGAUCAUAUUCUAG